Molecule: messenger RNA, 5240 nt
Organism: Myxocyprinus asiaticus (Chinese sucker)
Lineage: Eukaryota; Metazoa; Chordata; Actinopteri; Cypriniformes; Catostomidae
Product: E3 ubiquitin/ISG15 ligase TRIM25-like
Exons: 10
Coding region: 127-2070 (647 amino acids)
Molecular function (GO): zinc ion binding; protein binding
Source: RefSeq, a predicted model, not a curated record
GAAUUGGUUCAACUAGUUCACUGAAAAGAACCGGUUCAAAAGAACAAUUCGUUCACGAAACUGACGUCACUAGAGACGCAGUUGUGUGUUGAUGAUAGCUGGCGCUGCUUGCUUAGACCUCUAACAAUGGCCGACACAUUGUCUCUGUUGAGUCUCGAGGACGAUUUGACAUGCAGCAUCUGUUUAUGUCUUUUCGAUAACCCAGUGAGUUUACUUUGUGGACACAGUUUCUGCACGAGCUGUCUGGAAGCGACAUGGAACGACACGACAUCCUCUUUGUUCUGCCCUCAGUGCCGUAUGCAUUUCAGCAGCAAACCCGAUCUCAAGAAGAACACCGUCCUCAGCGCUGUGGUGGAUGCCUACAUGGUAAAGGCGGGUGUCUCCGAACCCGUCAAGGAACCUGUUGAGGUGAAAAAGAAAGAUACAGGGCAAAUCAAAUGCGACAGUUGUAUGGAAGCCAAAGCGGUCAAAAGUUGUCUGACGUGUAUGGCGUCUUACUGUGAGGAUCAUGUGAGGCCUCACCGGGAGAAUGCCAUAUUCCGGGCCCAUCAGCUCUCAGACCCGCUUCCUGAUCUGCUGGAGCGUCUCUGUCCUGAUCACGGCAAGCUGAUGGAGUUGUACUGCACUCGACACCAGUGCUGCAUCUGUAGCGCUUGUCUUCAGAACAUACAUAAGGGCUGCGAGUUAAUCACAGCAGAUGAGCAGCGUUCCAAACAAAAGACUGACCUGAUUGACAAGCUCAACACUCUUGAUGUCAAAACUGACAAGAAUCAGCAAGUCAUCACGCAGAUGAAGGAGCAACAAAACAAAUUACAGGAGUCAGCUGCAUCCCGCAAACGUAUUCUUGAGGCAGAAUACAGACAGAUCAGAAAAAUGUUUGACAUAGAUGAGAAAGAGGCCAUGCUUGCCAUUGAUAAGGAACGGGACAAAGGUCAGAGCAAACUGGCCUCCCUGAUGAAGAAAUUUAAUGAGAACGUUGAGAAGAUGAAUAGAACCAAAUCUGAGAUCAACAGUCUGCUGGACCAGUCACAGUCACUCGCAUUCUUAAAGGCCUCUGUAGAUUUGCCCUCAGUGGUAAAUUUUGAGCCGUAUAACCCUCGAAUAUGUGUGGACUCUAAAGAGGUGAUAGCUUACCACUCCUCUGCAGUAGCACUGAAGGAAUGGAUCACCAAAUUACUGAGUCAGCCAUCAGAGAACAGAAUCUCUGUACUUAAACCAGAGUUUGAGAAAGCAGUUCUUGUCCAAGGUGGUGUGAACUACUCCUCUAAUAUUCCUGGAAACCAGUCCCCAGGAACCAGUGAGAAUACUGCAACCCUGCCAACCAUGUUCUCUAUUCAAACCACACAUUUGAGGUCUCCCAGUCCUGGAGCCCCUCUAAAGGCCAGAGAUUCAGGAGCAAAAAAGAAGAAUCAGCCCCAAAAGAGUCAUGCUAAGGAGCAGAAAGAUCACAAAGUGCGUAAAGACCAGAGGGCAGACAAUCAAUCUGCAAGUUUAUCAGCUCUGGAAAACUUUGUUAAAAGAAGUGACCUUCUCAAAUAUGGCACUAUCCUCAAUUUUGAUGUCAGGACAGCCCACAAGCGGAUCUUCCUCUCUGAAAAUGACACCAAAGCAACAGUCUCAGAUGAGCCCGCUAACUAUCCCGACAUUCCUACUCGCUUUUCUGUCUGUUCCCAGGUGCUCUGCACCAAGGGUUUCUCUCAGGGUCGCCAUUACUGGGAGAUCAAAAUGAGCAGCAACAACUUCUGUGGAUUAGGGCUUGCGUAUGGCAGAAUCGACCGGAAGGGUCCAUCCAGCCGUUUGGGGCGUAAUGCAGAAUCCUGGUGUGUGGAGUGGUUUAACGUGAAGCUUUCUGCAUGGCACAACAGCAUUGAGACGGUGUUGGCGAAUCCCAACCCUAGCCGCGUAGGUGUCCUGCUGGAUUGCGACGCAGGAAGUGCAACGCUCUAUAAUGUGCAGGACCGGGCCUACCCCUUCCACACUUUUGUGUUCCCUUUCUCUGAGCCUGUGUAUCCAGCUUUCUGGAUUUUCUCAAAUGGCUCUUCUGUAUCUCUGUGCAAGCUCAGUAACUAAAACUGUAUGAGGUGAACUCAUAUUAGAUUAAUGUUGAUUAUUUCAUUUUUAAUAACUUUGGUGUCUUGUUGUAUAUUAUAAUAUGGGUGUGUUUCAAAGGACCAUGGGGAUAAAAUGAGCUAAGAUUAAUGCAAAUUAAAUUUUUAAUGCAAAUUCCAGUCUGCUGUGAUAUAAUGCAUUAAGCAGACUUCCAGAAAUAAUUUCUCUAUCUUUGAAUUCUGACCAAAAAUGUAGUUGAUAGAUAUGGAUAUACACUGCCUGGCCAGAAAAAAAAGUUGCAUACCCUAAUAUUUAGUAGGACCACCUUUAGCUUCGAUUACGGCACACAUUAGUUGUGGCAUUGUUUCAACAACCUUAUGCAACAUCACAACAUUUAUUUCCAUCCAGAGUUGCAUUCAUUUUUGGCCGAGAUCUUGUACUAAUGACUGGAGAGUCGAACCACUCUGUAAAGUCUUCUCCAGCACAUCCCAAAGACUUUCAUUGGGGUUAAGGUCAGGACUCUGUGGUGGCCAAUUCAGGUGUGAAAAUGAUUCCUCAUGUUCCCUGAACCACUCUUUCACAGUUUGAGCCUGAUGAAUCUUGGCAUUGUUAUCCUGGAAUAUGCCCAUGCCAUCAUGGAAGAAAAAAUCCAUUGAUGGUAUAACCUGGUCAUUCAGUACAUUCAGGUAGUCAGCUGACUUCAUUUUGUUGCUGAGCCUAGACCUGACCAAUUGAAGCAACCCCAGAUCAUAACACUGCCUCCAGAGGCUUGUACAGUGGACACUAUGCAUGACAGAUGCAUCGCUUCAUGCGUUUCCUUCUUACCCUGAAGUGCCCAUCGUUUUGGAAUAGGGUAAAUCUGGACUCAUCAGACCACAUUACCUUUUUCCAUUGCUCCAAAGUCCAAUCUUUAUGCUCCCUAGCAAAUUUAAGUCAUUUUUUCCAAUUAGCCUCACUAACAAGUGGCUUUCUUGUGGCCACACAGCUGUUUAGUCACCAAUCCUGUAAGUUCUCGUUGCAUUGUGCGUGUGGAAAUGCUCUUACUUUAACUAUUAAAUAUAGCAGUGAGUUCUGCUGUCCAUUUUUUGUGACUUCAAGUGUUUUAGUGAUCUCCGAUCAUGAUCAUUCAAGAUUUUUCCGACCACAUUUGUUCUGCGAAGCUGAUGGUUCACCACAAUCCUUCCAGGUUUUAAUAAUGCGUUGGACAUAAUAAUGCGUUCUUAACCCAAUUCCAGUGAUUUUAGCAAUCUCCUUAGUUGUUUUCAUUCCUUGAUGCAGGCCAAUAAUUUGCCCCUUCUGGAACACAAUAACAUCUUUUCCACGACUGCAGGAAGCAUCUUCCAACAUGGUUGUUUAAGAAAUGAGAAGCUACACACUGCAUCAGUUAGGGUUAAAAGAAUUGUUGCCAGCUGAAACAUACUAAUCACAGCAAUAAUGAUCCAGUCAUAGGCUCUUAAGUAUCUGCUUAUUUAAAUCCAAACGGUGACUUUUUUUUUUUUUUUUUGGCCAGGAAGUGCACUAUAUUGAUUAACAAGGGGUAAAUUCAGUGUGUGCAUAAAUGUUAACACAUAAUAUUUCUUUGUUGAGUCUCUGUUAGUUUGGAGGUCUUAGUGUUGUUUGAUGUGUUUAACUUUAUCACAUGAACAAAUUGUCAUGUGUUGAUUUUAUUACAUGGGCAAAGUCCUUUGCCAAUGUGCUCCAGAUAGAGCUGAAGUAAGUUUGCAUGGAUUCUGACUGUAGUAUCCUGAUAUUCAUUGUCUAUUUGGAAUGCCAUGUUUUUAAGCAUGAGCAGUCCUGCCAAAUGAACAGGCGUUUAGUCAGUGUUGGGUAGUAAAUAACUACAUGUAAUCUGGAUUGUGUAAUCAGAUUACAAAAAUAAGAAUUUCUAUUACAUUAUUAGCAGGGUGUAAUCAGAUUACAGUUACUUUGUAUGUAAGAUUACAUGAUUACAAAUGGACUACAUUAUAUAUCAGUCUUUACUUUAAAAGAUGCACCCAAAGGGGGACUGAGUGGGGCUGACACACAGCAAAUUGUUGUUUGAUGUCAUGUUUAAAAAUGUUUAAUGCAAGGAGUGCAAAUUUAUACUUAAUACACAUUAAAGUAGAUUUUCAUAUAAACAUGGAAUAUGUAAUCCAAAAGUAAUCAGAUUAAAUUACCUAAAAAUGUAAUCUUAAAGAUUGCAUUACAGAUUACAAUUUUAGUUGUGUAGGUUGUAAUCAGUAUCGGAUUACACUUUAGAAGUGGUUUGCUCAACACAACACAGUUCAAUACAGUGAUCUUAAAGCACAAAGCUCAAAAUGCCAGUAAAUCUAACUGCUACCAUCUCUUUCUGACUGGGCAACCCAGAAAUGAAGUGCCUAUUGAGAGAGAUCACAUUAAAUAUAGCUGAUAAAACGGCUAGAUCUACAUACAGGCUAACAGGAACUCAAGCUUAUAUGCAUUCUGUGCACUUUAAGAUCCUUGUUUGUAUGUUAAUUUUGUUCUAGGAUCAUAGUGCAUUGUAUAAAAUAAAAGCCUACUGGUCUUGUCACAUGUAAAGCACAGGUACAUGACUAACAGUAGCCUAUUCACUUUGAUGUUGGCACAGCAUAGAUAUGACAUUAUAUGACUUGCAUUUGCUAUUUUCAGAUGAGAUCUGAUUUUUUUUUUUUUUAAAUCCACAGUAACAAGAGUUCUGUUGCUUUGGAAAAAAUAAAUCUCAAUAUAAAUUUGUAAUAUAUUUUAAGUUUCCAGAACAGCUCAGGAAGUUCUGUUCCAUGGCAUUUCUAUUUGCUUGUAUUGCUUAUUACAGUUGUGAUUGAUAUUGUAUUAAAGUGUAUAUUUAGUGUGUGCUUAAUGAAAUUUGAUGCAAAAACAACUACAGAAUAUAAAAAAUAUUUAUUGUGAUUGUUUUCUAAAGUGAAAAAAUAUACAUGAAGUUAAAUCAGAAUAAAUACAGAUUUUAAGGUACAGACUUAAACAUACCCAUGUAUCUUAUCAGAAUAUAAUAUCCUUAUAUUGAUAUAUAAUUCUUCCUCUCAUUCUCAACUGUAUUCAACAUACUUAUGGUACAAUAUGCAUUGUGUGAAUUUAUAUUCAAAAUUGACUUAAUCUUGCUUCUGAAAUGGUGAUUAUUUAAUUGUGCAGCUCACAUUGUUGCCAGUUGUAUUAGAAAAUGAAAUGCUUAAAUAAAUGGCCAAAGAAUUCUGUGA